Messenger RNA from Sphaerulina musiva SO2202, 1713 nucleotides. RefSeq lists its product as uncharacterized. The record is from RefSeq and is a predicted model, not a curated record. The transcript has a single exon. Gene Ontology annotation, cellular component: membrane. NCBI's taxonomy places the organism in Eukaryota, Fungi, Ascomycota, Dothideomycetes, Mycosphaerellales, Mycosphaerellaceae. The coding region runs from base 157 to 1122 and encodes 321 amino acids.
CGCGUACGAUCGAUUGACGGCUCUCCUCCCAAGAAGAGAGUGGCUGCCUGGAAGAUUGCCCUCACUUUGGUAGCAUGUGUCGUAGGUUUUACCGUCAACACCGAAGCAACAGCCUACAUUGAAGAUAAGCUCAACUGGAAGAAACCUAUUGCGACCAUGUACCUCACCCAUUCUGCUCUGGCUCUACCAUGGAUUGCUCAUAUGCUCUACAUGCGGUACACAAAUCGCCAAAUAUCCUACGUCCAGUGGGUCCGAGAAUAUAACAACACUCUGCGAGGCAGUAUCGCCACCAUUGAUGCUUUCGCCACGCAUGGAAGUAAAAUGGUUAUCAAAGGUCCUGGUCGUACGGGAGGACCGCUAGAUUUCCUCGCGACAUCUAUGGCAAUUGUCACAAUCAUUUUGACGAUAUCUGGUUUCAGCUGGUUCACUUCCUUGAGCUUGACCACACCUGCAGAUCUCACUGCCAUUUACAAUUGUAGCACAUUCUUUGCUGCAGCUUUUUCCGUACCUAUUCUCAAAGAGAAGCUCGGUUGGAUUUCCAUCCUCGCUGUAGCCUUGAGUAUUGCUGGUACUUUCACAAUCGCAUAUGGAGACACUACAGCCGAUCACUCAUCCGAAUCCGAUCCUGCGAUUGGAGGAAGUCGAUUACUCGGUAAUGUCAUAGCCUGCGUGGGAGCUGUGGCAUUUGGGCUGUAUGAGGUGCUGUUUAAGAAAUGGGCGUGUUCGAAUAGACCAGAAUCACAAGAGUCUAGCCUUCCGCUCACACUAGCAGCUUCGGCCUUGACUGGAUUCUACACAUUUGGAGUUUUAUGGAUCUUUCUCAUCAUCUUCCACAUCUUGGGUAUCGAGACCUUUAGUUUCCCUUCGGCGUACGCAUGGCUGUGGCUGGUCAUUGCGGUGCUCUCGGGAGUUAUUGGGAUUACUUUAUUGGUCGUCUUGGUCAUCUGGACCGAUCCCGUCUUUGGCAGUAUGGCGAAUGUGCUCAGUGUCUUCUUUGUUGCAUUGGCGGACUGGUUGGUCUGGGAUCUUACUCCAAGUCUGGCGACGUACAUAGGCGGAGGAUGCAUAUUUGUGGCCUUUGGCAUGCUGUCCUACGAUACGUUGGGUGAGAAGAAAGAUUGAGACCACAGCAUAGACCGGAAGACUAUUCGCGGGGUACUGCCUGCUUGUGCGCUCUCAGAGCACGACUUCCCAGCGCGGAUGCACAUUGUGCUCCCACGACACGAAAGGAAUCAGCCACUGCCUACAGCAUCAUGGCAGUGGUAUCCAUCCAGAGGAUGGCCCGAACCUUGGAGCAUCAUCGUCAGCAGGUCCACGAUACAUCCCACCAGCUCGAUCGAUCCAAGCAUAGGUGUGCUUCCGCCUGGGCCAUUCAAGCUUGUCUGAGGAGGAAUCACUCGUUCUCUGAAAGGUGACAGUUCUUUCCUCUGCGGUGCCAUAACCAAGUCAGGACAACUUCGCAGCCAUGAGCAGGAAGGACAUGUCUAGGACCUGGAGCCUGUGAUUAACACGGGAAUUUGAGUAUUCCGAAGCAUUAUUCGGAUAGAUGUGGGACCAAGAGGAAGGAGUCUCCUCUCAAUGAGAUUGUAGAAAUGGGCGCGCAAUCGCGAAGAAAGCAUAUCCAGCCCCAUAAUGGCAGAGACAACCUAGUGCCGAGAAAUCUGUCUUGCCACGUUUUCGCGAGAUAGACUAAUGUAGCUACAUGUACCUUAU